CUCGCAGUCUGGUGGAGCUGCACACAAGGAUUAGAGGGUUGUUGUGAGUGUCUGCUCAAAGAGUGGGAGCCAGUGGACAGAAACAGAUAAAAAAAAAAAUUAAAAAAAACUCUCCAUCAAGAGGAUAGCCUUGUUAUACCGGAUAAGUGCUCUGAUUUUAUUUCACCCUGCCUCUACUUCUCAUCACAGUCGAGCUGAAGGGUCUUCACCUGGGGGAGGACAGAUAAGCCAGUCAACUAUACAGCUUGGAUUUUCGCACGGGGAGCCAUGUGAGCUGCACUCCCCUCUGCCGACUUCACGCAACAGAACUGCCCCAACAGUCUGCACUCCCAAGACCCAGGAGCACAACUAGGAUUUGCCCACCUUUCUCUCCCUGGAACCUCUACUUUCAGCGCUUGCACACCUCAGCGGAGGACACCUUUCUUGGGGUCGGGCUCUGAGUGGCCCCCUGGUCUGGAGGCCAGACAGCAGCACUCCAGCACCAUGGAUUACCUGCUUCGGACUGUAGUGCUGCUGUGCUUCACGUUGCAGCCGGGGAGAGGAGCUGAUCCCAAGCACAACGUUCCCAGACUAAAGCUGUCAUUCAAGGAAAUGUUAGAAUCCAGUAACCUCCUUACCUUUAAUGGCCUGGCAAAUAGUUCGGGCUACGACACAUUCUUAUUGGACGAGGAGCGAGGGAGACUGCUGGUUGGAGCUGAGGACUACGUCUUCUCAUUCGACUUAGUCAACAUAAACAGAGACCACAAACAGAUUGCGUGGCCCGCCACCCCCUCCAAGAGGGAUGAAUGCAAGUGGGCAGGGAAGGAUUCGGCAAAGGAGUGUUCUAAUUUCAUCCGGGUCCUUCAACCGUAUAACCAGACCCAUCUGUACAUCUGUGGGACAGGAGCCUUCCACCCCAUCUGCGCUUAUCUGGAAAUGGGCAAAAGAGCAGAGGACAACAUAUUCCGACUGGCCUCCCAAUUUGAGAACGGCAGAGGGAAAAGCCCCUACGACCCCAAAAUGCUUUCAGCGUCACUCCUGCUUGAUGGAGAGCUGUACUCUGGAACGUCUGCUGAUUUCAUGGGAAGGGACUUUGCCAUUUUCCGUACCCUCGGAGAUCAUCAUCCAAUCAGAACAGAGCAGCACGAUUCACGAUGGCUUAAUGACCCCAGAUUUAUUGGUGUAAACCUGAUCCCUGAAAGUGACAACCCUGAGGACGACAAGAUCUUCCUCUUUUUUAAGGAGAACGCAAUGGACGGAGAGCACACCGGGAAGGCUACGAUUGCCAGGAUCGGACAACUGUGUAAGAAUGACAUGGGAGGUCACAGGAGCCUCGUGAACAAGUGGACUACUUUUCUAAAGGCUCGUCUCAUCUGUUCAGUUCCCGGGGUCAAUGGCAUUGAUACACACUUUGAUGAACUGCAGGAUGUAUUUCUCAUGAGCUCCAAGGACCCAAAGAAUCCAGUUAUCUACGCCGUAUUCACCACUUCAAGUAACAUAUUCAAAGGCUCGGCGGUGUGCAUGUACAGCAUGGCUGACAUCAGGAGGGUUUUCCUGGGUCCCUAUGCCCACAGAGACGGGCCCAAUUACCAAUGGGUCCCUUUCCAAGGGAGAGUGCCCUACCCCCGCCCUGGCACUUGCCCCAGCAAAACAUUCGGAGGUUUUGAUUCCACCAAGGACCUUCCAGACGAUGUCAUCACCUUCGCCAGGGGUCAUCCUGCCAUGUACAACCCAGUGCACCCAAUUGGGGGACGGCCCAUCAUGGUUCGAACGGAUGUGGACUACCAGUUCUCCCAGCUAGUGGUGGACAGAGUCGAAGCAGAGGACGGGCAAUACGAUGUCAUGUUCAUAGGCACAGAUAUGGGAACAGUGCUAAAAGUGGUAACGAUUCCCAGAGAGAGCUGGCAUGACCUGGAGGAGGUUGUGCUCGAGGAGAUGACCGUUUUCAGGGAGCCCACUCCCAUUACGGCUAUGGAGCUUUCCACCAAACAGCAACAGCUGUACCUCGGCUCAGCCCUGGGAGUAUCACAGAUGUCCUUACACCGCUGCGAGGUGUAUGGGAAAGCCUGCGCCGAGUGCUGCCUGGCCAGAGACCCUUACUGCGCUUGGGAUGGCGCUGAGUGCUCCAGAUACUUUCCUACCGCCAAGAGGAGAACCAGGCGACAAGACAUCAGAAACGGAGAUCCGCUCUCGCAGUGCUCAGACCUUCAACAUCACGACGACGUGGAUGGUUUGGGAGGCAGCAUAGAGGACAGGAGUGUGUUCGGUGUGGAAAACAGCAGCAUGUUUCUGGAGUGCAGCCCCAAAUCUCAAAGAGCGCUGAUUUACUGGCAGCUGCAGAGGCCCAAUGAUGACCGCAAGCAGGAGAUUAAGAUGGAUGACCGGGUGCUGCGCACAGACCAGGGUCUGCUGAUCCGCAGCCUGUCCCUGUCUGACACGGGAGUCUAUCACUGCCAGGCGGUGGAGCACGGCUUCAUUCAGCCCCUGCUGCGUCUCAACCUGCAGGUCAUCCCAACCCAGAGACUGGGGGACAUUCUGCCCGGGCUUCCCAGCGCAGGGGCCGGCGCAGGUAACUCGGCCAAGCACAGGGUCUGGUACAGAGAUUUCCUGUCUCUCUUAGACCACCCGGAGCUGAACAGCGUGGAGGAAUUUUGUGACAGAGUUUGGAAGAAAGAGCGCAAACAGAAGAAGGCGAAAGCUCCCAACAGCAACGGCAAACCUGACGGUGCCCCGAGCUCCGCGGCGCGACCCAAAGCUGCGGCCCCCACCGCUCAGAAACAGCAGGCCAGUCCGCCAAACAGCAGGCCGUGGCUUCAAGCUGGAGAUCCGGUGGGGGAGGGGCCAACUCGGAGCCAGAGCAACCAGAAAGGUCAACCGAAUCUGAGCACGGCCCCUAAAAGUGGCCCGAAGACGCAGAACGGAGCAAAGGCGCAGGGCGGGUCGCAGGUCGCGGGGGGCACUCGGGUCAGCAGCCAGCACACGGCAAAAUGGAGACGGAUGCAGGAAAACAAGAAGGGACGCAACAGGAGGACCCAUGAGCUCCAGAGACCCCCACGUAGCGUUUGAGAAAAGGAGCUGGGAUGCACACCUUCAAGCAAAUCUACACAAGCACAAAGCCAUGCAUCCGCAUCAGCUCAUACUAUGGGUUGUGAAUCCAGUAUAAUAUAAAAAAAAACAAAAACAAACAAAAAACAUCCAGCACAUUUUCUGACAUAACAUACAUGAACUACAUCCUUGUAACAAAAGCAAGACGACUGGACAGAACUUGUGAAAAGGACGAGCAGAGGAUUGAAAACCGGGAAUGCGUUCGACAAAGUUGCAAGAACACGCCUGUUUGCCUGGGAAUACAUUCUGGCAGACGCCCUUUCAAACCUCCUGUACAUAAGCUAGAAAUAUAAGACUGGGACUGAAAAAAAAAAAAAAAAGUUAAGUCACGGAUUUGUCUGACUUCUAACGCUGAUGGGACAGCCGCAGAGACGCUCAUACAUUUGCAGACAUUUUGCGCAAAGCAGAAACGAAUGAUCCGCUGCGACCUGCUUCCACGUGUGAACUUGAUACACUAGGAAAGUGGUUGGAAAAGUCGUAUUCUGAAGAACUUUGUAAGGAGAAGAGCAGAGCAGCAACAGCGCCCUCAAAGCGGGAAAGAGAAGGGUUCACCUCGACGUGUGCACGGCUUGCACCAGUAGUCUUCAAACGAAGAAGAAAAAAAAA
Molecule: messenger RNA, 3690 nt
Organism: Poecilia latipinna (sailfin molly)
Lineage: Eukaryota; Metazoa; Chordata; Actinopteri; Cyprinodontiformes; Poeciliidae
Gene: sema3aa
Product: sema domain, immunoglobulin domain (Ig), short basic domain, secreted, (semaphorin) 3Aa
Exons: 17
Coding region: 484-3045 (853 amino acids)
Biological process (GO): negative chemotaxis; motor neuron axon guidance; semaphorin-plexin signaling pathway
Cellular component (GO): plasma membrane; axon; glutamatergic synapse
Molecular function (GO): neuropilin binding; semaphorin receptor binding; chemorepellent activity
Source: RefSeq, a predicted model, not a curated record